Messenger RNA from Dermatophagoides pteronyssinus (European house dust mite), 733 nucleotides. RefSeq lists its product as uncharacterized. Gene Ontology annotation, biological process: cristae formation. The record is from RefSeq and is a predicted model, not a curated record. Gene Ontology annotation, cellular component: MICOS complex. NCBI's taxonomy places the organism in Eukaryota, Metazoa, Arthropoda, Arachnida, Sarcoptiformes, Pyroglyphidae.
CACGUUGUCUGUGUAGGGCAAGUUAUUGACAUUGGGUGAUAUUUUUUUUUCUUCAAUAAAAUCCAUUCGAAUCGCGAUUAAAAAACCUCGGUGUUAACAUUUGUUUUUUGCCGACCAUGGAUUCCGUCAAUCCAAAUCGAAAAAUUAAAAUUACAGAACUACCAAUUUAUACAUCUUGUUGUAAAAAUAAACAAGCAUCAACAACAAGACAAGAAUCAGCCAAUAUUAUCGAACCAUAUAUAAGUGAUUUAAGAAAAGAAAUUGAAUCUUUUGUUGGUCCACAAUUUGGUGAUUCAUUUAAACGUUUUGGUGAAAUUUUGGCCACUUCAAAAGCACAUACUUAUGAUUUAAUCGAAACAGUUCGUGAUGAUCGAAAUGCAGCCGCACGUGCUACAUUCAUAACAUCGGCUGCAUUUGUUGGUUAUCUUUUAGGACGUCGUGGUUUUUUUCGUCGAACAUUAAUGGCAACGAUAGCAGCCGGUACAGCAGCCGCAAUUUGUGAACCUAAAAUGGCUCGUGAUUAUGUUGAAGUUAGUUUUGAAUUAGCUAAACGUAAAAUUUCCGAAACAUACAAUGAUUAUGGAGGUCCUGAUUUGAUGAAAAAUAUUCAUCUGCCCGAUUUCGGUUCUUUCUUCGACGGUAAUAAAUCAUCAGCCACCACUACUGCUGCUGCUAAUGAUAAGCAACAAUAAUUCUUAUUGAAAAUGAAAAUAAAAUAAUUGUGUAUAGAGAA